AUGCAGCUAUCCAAAACCACAUCGCGAUUCGCCUCUGCCUCCCCAUCAAGAACCAGACUCGCUUCCACCCUCCUCCCGCGCCUCCAACAAACGACGUCCCAACCUCCCCUGCGUCGCCUCACUCUCAACCACCCUCCAUCCCAAACACCCACAACCACAACACGAAGAUCCCAUUCCUCCUCCUCCUCCGCCACCGCUCCGGGGGAAGAAAAAGAAGAAGCCGUCCACCCGCCCGACUACCUCGACGAACGCGAACGGAAAGUCUUCGAUAUGAUCAAGGAAUCCCUCCACCCGACCAAGCUGGAAGUGCAAGAUAUCUCCGGCGGUUGUGGUUCCAUGUACGGCAUCGAUAUCGUGAGCGAGAAAUUCCGCGGGCUGAGUGUCAUCAAGCAACAUCGGUUGGUCAAUGAGAUUUUGAGGGAGGAGAUCAAGGGCUGGCAUGGGGUGCAGUUGAAGACGAAGGCGCCGUGA
Messenger RNA from Lecanosticta acicola, 471 nucleotides. The record is from the annotation of a GenBank genome assembly. Lineage: Eukaryota; Fungi; Ascomycota; Dothideomycetes; Mycosphaerellales; Mycosphaerellaceae.